Aspergillus fischeri NRRL 181 is the source of this 1395-nucleotide messenger RNA. RefSeq names its product telomere maintenance protein PBP2. Gene Ontology annotation, cellular component: nucleus; cytoplasm. Gene Ontology annotation, molecular function: mRNA binding. The record is from RefSeq and is a predicted model, not a curated record. Gene Ontology annotation, biological process: regulation of RNA metabolic process; regulation of gene expression. Lineage: Eukaryota; Fungi; Ascomycota; Eurotiomycetes; Eurotiales; Aspergillaceae. The transcript has 2 exons. The coding region runs from base 1 to 1395 and encodes 464 amino acids.
AUGUCUGCUUCUCCAUCCGCACUGCAAUCGACCAAGCGUCCCUUGGAGGACCCUUCUUCGCCGUCCGGACCAAAUGAUCAGCCAGAAGCUAAACGUCCUGCCUUGGACAAAGUAGUAAAGGGAGACGAGUCGGAGGCCUAUACGGAUGCCAAGGCUGAGCCUUCCGCUGCACCAAGUGCCACCGCUGAUGGCCACGGCGACACUGUUGUUCCUGAUGCUCCAAAUGGUAAGGGUGCAUCCACGGAGACGCAGCCAAUUCAGUCAACCGCGUCUCAUGGCGAGCGCGCUACUUCUCAGCCCGAACAGCAGCGCCCACAAGAUGAAUCCAGCUGGAUUCACAUUCGCGCUGUAAUCUCCAGCCAGGAAGCUGCCACAGUCAUUGGCAAGGGUGGAGAAAACGUAUCUCAGAUUCGUCGUUUGUCUGGAGCCAAGUGCACUGUCAGCGACUACUCCCGUGGUGCAGUUGAACGUAUUUUGACCGUGAGCGGCCCACAGGAUGCCGUUGCCAAGGCGUUUGGUUUGAUCAUUCGUACAUUGAACAAUGAACCUCUUGAUGCCCCCUCUACCGCCCAAUCCAAGACAUACCCUCUGCGUUUGCUGAUCCCUCACCUCCUUAUUGGCUCCAUCAUUGGCAAGGGUGGUUCCCGCAUUCGCGAGAUUCAGGAAGCUUCUGGCGCCCGCUUGAAUGCAUCCGAUUCGUGCCUUCCCUUGUCCUCUGAGCGGUCACUUGUAAUCCUCGGCGUUGCCGAUUCUGUCCACAUCGCUACCUACUACGUCGCCGUAACCCUCGUUGAGCAGCUCACUGAGCGCUUUGGAGGUCCUGCAGCCUCGGCUUAUGCCACCCGCAGCGGUGGCCCUGCUGGUGCAGUGCCUGGCGGUAUGCAGGUUGUCCCGUAUGUUCCACAGCCCGCUGGUGGUCAAUAUGGCCAUCCAGAACAUUUCAAGAGACACCAUCCCCACCCCAAUCGCGCUGCUGCAGGCGCUUAUGGGGUCCCUUACCUUCACGGUCAGCCUGCUCCCGCACCUGUGGCCCAGCCGGCUUUGCAUUAUGGAGCUGCUCCCCAUGCCCCUUAUGCAGGAGCUGGCCCCCAUCAGCCUGCUCCGUACGGCGCACCGCAGCCAGCUCAGGCACGCGGCGCCCCUACCCCUGCCACACCCGUUGGAGGUGUUAUGCCUGGUCAGCCAUUGACUCAGCAGAUUUACAUUCCCAAUGACAUGGUUGGUGCCAUCAUCGGAAAGGGUGGUGCGAAGAUCAAUGAGAUUCGACACCUCAGUGGCAGUGUGAUCAAGAUCAAUGAGCCUCAAGAGAACAGCAAUGAGCGCUUGGUGACUAUUACCGGAACCCAGGAAUGCAACCAAAUGGCUCUGUACAUGCUUUACUCGCGACUUGGUUAG